AUGAAUGGUAUAUUUGCGAUCGAAAAGCCUACUGGCAUCACUUCAAAUCAGUUUAUGAUGAAGUUACAACAUCUAUUGACAAAUAGUCAAGUGUUCUCAAAAGAAAUCCAAAGAGCAACUACCGAAAGAAUACAACAGUACCAAAAGGAAACUGGCAAAAAGGCAAGUAAGAGAAAACUCCGUAAAGUUUCUAAAGUUAAGAUGGGCCAUGGUGGUACUUUGGAUCCUCUUGCAUCAGGUGUGCUAGUGAUUGGUAUCGGUACAGGUACAAAACAACUAGCAAACUAUUUAUCUGGUACAGUUAAAGUAUACGAGACAGAAGCUUUAUUUGGCGUUUCAACUACUUCUGGAGAUGUUGAAGGUGAUAUUUUAUCUCAAAAUUCCGUAAAACAUAUUAAUAUAGAAAAUUUAAAGACAAUCCCAGAAAAAUUCAUUGGAAGUUUAAAGCAAACGCCACCAAUAUAUGCAGCAUUGAAAAUGAACGGUAAACCACUGCAUGAAUAUGCGAGAGAAGGGAAACCUUUACCUCGUGCCAUUGAGCCCAGACAAGUUAAUAUAUAUGAUUUAGUUAUAUACCCAGAUUCAUGUUCAAAGAACCAUAAUUAUGACUUUUUAAGAAAACCUACUGAUGAAUUAACAGAAGUGACAAUCAAGGAUUUAAAUGCGAAUAUGCUCAAAGAUUCUUUAUAUUUUUCAAAAGAAUUUUGUGAAAAAUACAAUAAAGAAUCUGAACUUGCAGAUGUUGAACCUGCCAUCGAACUUUCAGAAGAAGAGAGAGCUAUGAUCGAAAAUGAUGCAAAUUACAGAGCUCCUUUAUUACAUUUCAAAGCCAAAGUGUCGUCGGGUACCUAUAUUCGUUCAUUAAUCAGUGACAUUGGUAAAGCCAUGAGGAGUUCUUCUUACAUGGUUAAAUUGAUUCGUUUACAACAACAAGACUGGUCAUUAGAAAAAGGAAAUGUCUUCAAAAUGUCUGAUUUCACUGAAAAUGAUGAACUGGUUUGGAGUAGAGUAUUGGAACUAGUUCUUAAAGAAGGCGCGUCAGUCAAUAUAGCUGAUGCGACAGCAAAAAUUAAGAUAGAGGUGGCCAAGGAAUUGGAAGAACAAGCUCAAUUAGCAAGGAAGAAUGCACUUGAAACUGAUACUAUAGCGCAAACAACGACUGUGACUGAUGAUAAACUAAAUUUAGAACAAUUAACGUCUAAUAAAAGGUCCAUUGAUGAAGUAUGA
Tetrapisispora phaffii CBS 4417 is the source of this 1227-nucleotide messenger RNA. It is a transcript of the gene PUS4, whose product is annotated as pseudouridine synthase PUS4. Gene Ontology annotation, molecular function: RNA binding; pseudouridine synthase activity. The transcript has a single exon. Lineage: Eukaryota; Fungi; Ascomycota; Saccharomycetes; Saccharomycetales; Saccharomycetaceae. Gene Ontology annotation, biological process: mRNA pseudouridine synthesis; tRNA modification. Gene Ontology annotation, cellular component: mitochondrion. The record is from RefSeq and is a predicted model, not a curated record. Bases 1 to 1227 code for a protein of 408 amino acids.